AUGGAACUGUUGGCAAGACGUGGGAUACAAGAAAAUAGAACUAAUAACUCUGUGAUUCAUAUGAAUAUGGAACAAGUAAAGUCGAGAAAAUCGGAACCUGAGUCUGAUGACUUUGGGAUUCAUAUGGAUAUGAAGCCAGCAGUGUCAAGAAGGUCGGACUCUGAAUCUGAUAACUCUGCAAUUUGUACGGAUGCUGAGCCAGUGAAACCAAAAAGAUCGGAAUUUGGAUCUGGUAACUCCAGGAUUUCUAUGAAUAUAGGACAAGUGGAACCAAGAAAAACGGAAUCUGAUAAUUCUGAUAUUCAUUCGGAUAUAAAACCAAUAGAACCAAGAGGAUCGAAAUUCGGAGCUGGUAACUCUGAGUCUGAUGAGUUUGGGAUUUAUAUGGAUAUGAAGCCAGGGGUACCAAGAAGAUUGGAGUCUGUUAACUUUGGAGUUUAUAGGGAUACGGAACAAGUGGAACCAAGAGGAUCAAAAUUCGGAGCUGGUAACUCCGAGUCUGAUGAGUUUGGGAUUUAUAUGGAUAUGAAGCCAGGGGUACCAAGAAGAUUGGAGAUUUAUAUAGAGCAAACGAAAGCAAGAGAAGCGGAAUCUGAAUCUGACGACUCUGAGAUUUAUUCGGCUAUAGAACCAAUGAAACUAAGACUUAAACAUCGAUCUGGUAACUCUAGGAUUCGUAUGGAUGCAAAGCAAAUGAAGCCAACAAAAUCGAGAUUUGAAUUUGAUGAUUCUGGAAAAUAUGAGAAUAUAGAACAGUUAAAUCUAAAAAGUGAAUCUGCACCUGUUGGAUACAGGAAAUAUUUGAAGGUUUCCGACAAAUUGCAUAUGGACGGACCAGCACACAAUAUUUCGGUAUCACGCCAUGCUAGUAGUCCGACCUCCAGUGGAACUUUUCGAAAUUUAUUUUGCUGUGUGAAAUAG
Messenger RNA from Acanthocheilonema viteae, 921 nucleotides. The record is from the annotation of a GenBank genome assembly. Lineage: Eukaryota; Metazoa; Nematoda; Chromadorea; Rhabditida; Onchocercidae.